This is a messenger RNA of Chondrus crispus (carragheen), 351 nucleotides long. RefSeq lists its product as hypothetical. The record is from RefSeq and is a predicted model, not a curated record. Bases 1 to 351 code for a protein of 116 amino acids. NCBI's taxonomy places the organism in Eukaryota, Rhodophyta, Florideophyceae, Gigartinales, Gigartinaceae. The transcript has a single exon.
AUGCCGGCAGCUCGUCGGUGUCGCUCGCGGCGUCCUGCACGGUCUCGUGAUUCAUGCGCGAGUGGUGCGAGCGCGGCGCGGGCGGCUGCAGACGCCGGCGAAGGGGGCGGCGGCAUGAGGUGGACGCACAGAAUGAGAAGCGCCAGCUCAGCAGGCGGUGCGUGGAGGGGUGGACGGCGAAAGCCGGAAAGGACGGGCCGCGCGGGCGGGAGAGAUGAACAGAUGUCAUGGCUGCUGCGGGGGUCCUACGUUGGUUUGGUUUCUGGCGAGGGUAGGUGCAUGAAGGAUAGAGAAGUCUUCAUCCCGGGCGUGCCGCAGGAGACACUGGCGGAUGUGCGCGUUGGUUUGUGA